Molecule: messenger RNA, 937 nt
Organism: Schistocerca piceifrons (Central American locust)
Lineage: Eukaryota; Metazoa; Arthropoda; Insecta; Orthoptera; Acrididae
Exons: 7
Coding region: 1-897 (298 amino acids)
Source: RefSeq, a predicted model, not a curated record
AUGAGCGGCAAGCGGAAACCGUCGUCGCCGGAGCUGCGGUUGCUGCCGCUGCGCCUGGACCCGGAGGCGGGAAGCGAAUGCAGGCUAGGGGCGUUGGCGGGCGGCCGCCCCUCCCCGCUGCCCGCGCUGCUGCCAGUGCCGCUGUCCUCGUCGCCGUCCCCCGCCCCGUCACCGGCGCCCAGCGGUAGCAAGAAGAAGAAGGCCGCUGCGGGACACGCCCCGUCGCCGGCCACGCCCACCGCGGACCCCGAGCUGGCGGCGCAGCACCGGCCGCGCGCCAGGAGAGGAGUGUAUUUUGGAAUCACAGAGCUGGUGCUGGUGGGGGCCCCCGACAGUACAGCGGCGGUGUUCGCAGAGCCGCUGCCGAUGAAGCUGCGCGCGCUGCCGCAGUCGUUCUGGCAGCAGCCCAACGCGGCGGGAGGCCUGUCCCCGGGAGCCGUCUACCCCGUGCUGCCGCCGCUCUGCUGCAAGGACGAUGACGGCGCAGUGUCUACAGGGGACUUGAAGUCUGUGGUUUGUUGUGCAGGCCUGCGGCCGGCGACGCCGCCGGAGGAGCGCGACAAGCGGCGCGUGGUGAGCGUCGCCAACACGGAGCUGCUGUUCAGCCUGUUCCGCAGCGUCGAGCAGCUGGACCAGCCCGCCGCCAGGGUCGCGCGCAGGGGCAGGCCGAAGAAAGUGGCGGCGACGUCGUGGCGGCUGCCGCGCGACGAGGACCCGUGCCUGGUGAGCGCCGUCGCGGACCCCAUCCUGCCGCUGAUCCGCGGACACGCCGGCGGCCAGCACCAGGUCUUGGCCACCGUCUCCCUAGGAGCUGGCGAACGGUCGGUAGUGCUGCCAUCUCUGAGCGUCGAGCACAACUACUCACAGAUACUGUCCGAGCUAGUCAUGAAGCUGUAAAGAGAGGUGAUAGUGGACUUGGUAAUGUGGUGUUAUGUGA